Fonsecaea multimorphosa CBS 102226 is the source of this 2367-nucleotide messenger RNA. RefSeq lists its product as uncharacterized. NCBI's taxonomy places the organism in Eukaryota, Fungi, Ascomycota, Eurotiomycetes, Chaetothyriales, Herpotrichiellaceae. The transcript has 2 exons. Gene Ontology annotation, biological process: intracellular potassium ion homeostasis; potassium ion import across plasma membrane. Gene Ontology annotation, cellular component: plasma membrane. Gene Ontology annotation, molecular function: high-affinity potassium ion transmembrane transporter activity. The record is from RefSeq and is a predicted model, not a curated record. Bases 1 to 2367 code for a protein of 788 amino acids.
AUGCUCGACGACAACGAGGGACACAGCAUCGCGCAGCGUGCCGCUGCCUUGUUCCGGAAACAUGUCCUCCACCGCUUUACCGAGUUCUCCUUCAUCAACUGGCAUUACCUCUAUUUCAUCUUCACAUGUCUAGUGUCCAGUCUCAUUUUCUGGGGUUCGUCCACCCCAGCAAAGUCCGUGACCUACAUCGACAGUCUGUUCUUGUGCGUUUCAGCCAUGACAGAGGCUGGCUUGAACACGGUCAAUCUGUCGCAGCUGAACACCUGGCAACAAGUCAUGAUGUUCAUUCUCAUCAUAAUAGGCUCUGCCAUUUUCGUCUCAUCGUCCAUUCUCCAUAUAAGGAAACGAGCCUUUGAGAAGAAAUUUGUCGAACUCGCAGAACGUCGCAGCAGACGCCUCCUCCGCAAGGCCCGAACAUUGACCUUCUCAUUUUCAAGACGAGACAAUGUCCCUGCUAGCGAGCGAGAGGCCGCUGUAGCCUCUGGCGCCGUGCGUGGACGCCCCAUCCCUGAGUCUUCCAAGGAGGAUGAUCAGAAAACUUCGUCAAGGUCGCGAGAACGUCAAGAUGCCGCCGGAACGCAGGCGGGUUCACGUCGAAGUUCAGCAGCAAAUGGAGCCAUCUCUGCAAGGGACCGGAGCACUUCCAAUGGUCAACCUCCAAGCCACAUCAGAUUCAAACUCCAACACCCACCUAGUGAGCUCGCCGAGCCCCGGCCCCGGAAUAUCCGCCGCAAUCCAAGCUUCUUCGAGGGCAGAGGUGUUGGCGCUCGGAGACUCGAUAACCAUCCACGUCACUCCCAGCCGGUUGGAAUCCAUCCUCCAGUGCCAGAAUCAGCCAUUGAGGAUGACGACGACGAUCCACCUUCCAGUCCACUAGCAAACAAACUCAACAAAUAUCUCGAUACUCUCCAUGGAUAUCUCGGGAGGAACUCACAAUUUUAUCAUCUUAGCGAAGAAGAGAGGAAAAAGUUGGGAGGCAUUGAGUACGACGCGAUCUGUUUGCUUUCCUGGCUUGUGCCGACCUAUUUUGUGCUCUUCCAGCUGUUUGGUGCCAUUGGUGUCGGCGCUUGGAUCACGGCCAACCGUCCAAAUAUGGCGCGGGAAAAUGGCCUCGAUCCUUUCUGGACCGGAGCCUUUUUCGCCAUCAGCGCCUUCAACAACAGCGGCAUGGCCCUUUUGGAUGCCAACGCAGUCGCUUUGAACCGGAGUUAUUACUGCCUGCUGACGCUUAGUCUGCUCAUCCUGGCAGGAAAUACUCUGUUUCCACCUUUUCUGCGACUCAUCUUGUGGACAUUCAAAAAGCUGAUCCCAGAAGAUUCCUCGUCGCAAGCCUGGCAAAGGCGGAGACGCACCGUCCAAUUCUGCCUUGACCAUCCGCGAAGAGUUUACACGAACUUGUUCCCGAGCGCGGCAACGUGGUGGUUAUUUGCCUCGGUCGUCGUCCUGAAUACUGUUGACUGGGUUGCGUUCGAAUUACUCAAUAUUGGCAAUCAAGUGGUCGAUUCGCUGCCUACAGGAUUUCGGAUUGUUGCUGGAUUGUUCCAAGCCUUUGCGGUGAGGAGCGGCGGUUUCUAUGUGGUCCCUAUAUCUGGCUUGCGAUCCGGCUUGCUUGUUCUCUACGUUCUGAUGAUGUAUUUGAGCGCCUUCCCGGUGACGAUGACAAUCCGAAACACAAAUGUCUACGAAGAAAGGUCACUGGGCAUCUUUGCAGAUGAACUGCCCGUAUACCAAGAAAACGAGCGCGCUGCGCAAGAGGACAAGAAGACAGGGUUCAUGAGUGGCCUCAGGAAAACCCUCACGUUGACACAUGGUGGGCAACCCGCCAACGGCGCUGCCUGGGAUCGGCAAGAUUUCGUCAGACUGCAAUUGCGUUCGCAAUUGGGCCACGACUUAUGGUGGAUUGCCAUCGCCAUUUUCGCCAUUACUGCCAUCGAGACGGGCCAGUUUGAGCGUGAUCCUGUCAAUUUCUCGACAUUCAACAUCAUUUUCGAGGUGGUCAGUGCGUACGGUUGCGUGGGCAUCAGCGUGGGCGUGCCCUGGAACGACUACAGCUUCUCUGGCGCGUGGCACCUUGCGAGCAAACUAGUCCUCUGCGCAGUGAUGCUUCGAGGACGCCAUCGGGGACUUCCGGUGAGCAUCGACCGUGCUGUGCUCCUUCCAGAUGAGAGCCUUGCCUGGGCUGAGGAGGAGGACGCUCACAAGAGAACGUCGAGCUUUUAUGCCGGAGGCGCAAUGCUCUCGAGAGCGCAGACGUCUGCCAUGACUUCAAGAGACGCCUUGAACAGGCCUAGAUCGGUGGACUUCGGCGCGCCAGGACCAAGCGUCCCCACCGAGGACCGAGAACGAAGGAUCGAAGAGAUUGCUUGA